CCCGGGGGCUCCGCCCCUCUCGGCGGUGUGGAAACAACACGCAUGGGCCGUGGACGCACAGAGCUUGGAGAGGCGGUAGGGUUGAGAGGCACGGAUGGGCACCGUGAAGAUUUCUAUGUUGGGAUGGAAGCAGGCAGAUCCCGACGGUGGCGGUGACGGUGACAGACUAUGAACCAUGGGAAAUGUUGAGAGCCAGAAUGGGGACCAUGCCCUCUACAGUAACGAACAUGGCUAUUUGUCACGUAAGCACAUGUCUCGGUCUCUUCGCAUUUCCAACAAGCAGUCCAGACGCUCGCGACAUGCUUCAUCAGGGAAAAUAGAGCACAGGAACUCGGAGACGAGCACCCGCUCAAGUAGCACCCCCAGCAUCCCUCAGUCCCUGACUGACAGUGGCCUGGAACCCUUCAAUGAGACUAAUAUCCUCCCAGAUUUUGGAAGCCCCAUUUGGGUGGACCGUGUGGCCAUGAAUCUACGGCCUGUGUCUUUUCACAGUGACUUGGCCAAUCCGUCAGUGCACAUGACUACAAUGUGCAUAACCCUACCUGGCCCCACUGCAGAGGAGCUGCAGGAUGAAGAUGAGUACACGGGCGAGGUCACGUAUCUCCAGAAAACACAGGAUGGCUCCAAGGAGACUGUCAGCUUCAAGAAAAAGCGGUCCAAAUCUGCAGACAUGUGGCGAGAUGACAGCCUGGAGUUCUCUCUGUCCGACCUCAGCCAAGAGCACCUGACCAGCACAGAGGAGAUAAGAGGCACAGCCAAGGAAAGAGACUUCAGUGACUUCAAAGGCCACCUGCGGCGUAGCCCGACAGUCUCCGCUGACAGGGCGAACUCCUUGGAUGAGCUGUACAGCCAGAAGAGCCUUGCCCGCAGGCAACCCAGCGGCCGCUAUGCCAAGUGGCACGAGGCCAACAGGGCUAUCAGGGAGGGCGAGGAUAAGAUGCUCUCCCUGUCAGAGGAGGAUGGGAGCACCUACAGUGCAUACACCCUUCCCUGCCGGCGUUCCCACUGCCUGUCAGAAGGCCUGAACAGCCACCAAGCUACCAUAUGUGCCAGUAUGCAGGGCAGGAGGGCGCAGACAAUACAGGAUGUCACAGCUGGGGAGGGCAGUGAGUACGAGGACAGUGGAAUCGAUGGGGUGACAGUGGAAGCAGAGCACCAGUCCCGACGCUAUAAGACCAUGUCGGCCUCCUUUUCCGUGUGCUUGGCGCAUGGCAGAGGCAUGUUCGCCGGCAGCGACAGUGGCAGCAGCAGUGGCGGUGGGGCCAACGAGUGUGUACAGGGUGUGUAUGAGAACUUUCGCCAGGAACUGGAGAUGAGCUCCUGCCAGACAGAGAGCUUGGAGGAGGCGGGGUCUGCCCUGAGUGAUGAGCAGAGCAGUAUGAGCUCCGCCUACCAGUCUGACCCAUUACUCAGCAUCGCCCAGGGGAUGGUGCGCAAAGCUGGCAGGCUUGCCGUCAAGAACUUCCUCGUACAUAAGAAGAGCAAGAAAGUGGAGUCAGCCACGAGGCGCAAGUGGAAGAGCUACUGGGUGUCCCUGAAAGGUUGCACUCUGUUCUUCUAUGAGACUGAUGGCCGUUCAGGGAUUGACAACAACAGUAUCCCCAAGCAUGCCAUCUGGGUAGAGAACAGUAUUGUCCAGGCUGUACCUGAGCACCCCAAAAAGGACUUUGUGUUCUGUCUCAGCAACUCCCUGGGAGAUGCUUUUCUGUUCCAGACCUGCAGCCAGACAGAGCUGGAGAACUGGAUCACAGCCAUCCACUCAGCAUGUGCCGCCGCCAUUGCCCGCCAGCACCACAGAGAAGACACGGUGCGACUGCUCCGCGCUGAGAUCAAGAAGCUGGAGCAGAAGAUAGACAUGGAUGAGAAGAUGAAGAAGAUGGGAGACAUGCAACUGUCUGCUGUCAGUGACUCCAAGAAGAGGAAGACUAUCCUGGAUCAGAUCUUCCUGUGGGAGCAGAACCUGGAGCAGUUUCACAUGGAUCUAUUCCGCUUCAGGUGCUACCUGGCCAGCCUCCAGGGCGGAGAGCUACCCAACCCCAAACGCCUACUGGCCUUUGCCUCUCGCCCCACUAAGCUGGCGAUGGGCCGGCUGGGUAUAUUCUCCGUCUCCUCCUUUCAUGCACUGGUGGCAGCUCGCACAGACACUGGAGUGAGGCGGCGAACACAGGCCAUGUCUCGUUCCUGCAGCAAGCGCAAGAGCAGGUUCUCCUCCCUCUGGGGUCUGGACACUACCUCAAAGAAAAAGACAAAAGCCCAUCCCACUAUCAACCAGGUCUUUGCUGAUGGUGAAAAGCCAUUGAAAAAGUCUGUGGGUGGCAUAUAUGCUGAUCCUGCUAAGGAACACACAAAAAGUGAGGAAGGAACAGUGAAGAGCCUUCCAAGACCCAGCACAGAGAGUGACAUCUGGGUCCCUGACCACCUCACCCCUUCCUGGGUGUGUCUGCCAAACGACCAGCCGGUGCUAACCAUAAUCCAGCCAGGGGAGUCGGCACUGUGUGUUCUGGAAACCAUCUGCAAGGCUCACCAGCUCGAUCCCACCAAGCACUACUUGCGACUCCGAUUCCUUAUUGAAAACCAAGUGCAACUCUACAUUCCCAAACCAGAGGAGGACAUGUGCGACUUGCUUUACAAAGAAAUUGAGCUCUGCUCCAAAAUAACAAAAGUAGUCCAGUUUGACAGAGAUGAAUCCUGCAUGAUUGGCUACGGUUUCUCCAUUUCAGUGGUGGAGGAGGACGGAGUACAGCAGCUCUACAUCACUGAUGUGAAGGCAGGCGGAUUGGCCUUUGCCAAAGGUCUAAAUGCAGGGGAUGAAAUACUUCAGCUCAACGGAAAAGACUCUCACAGUCUGAACUUCUCUGACAUGAAGGUGGCAUUCUCUCAAGCAUCACUGGCUUUGACGGUCAACACCCUGCCUUCUGUGGACCGCCGUCAGCUCUGCUUCUUGCCGCCACGCCGCUCAGAUGCAGAGGAAGAUCUCUACACUGACAUCUUUUCCCAGAGUCAAGAGGAGAUCCUGGACGACGGGGUGGGACUGUUGCUGGAGAGCUCAGGAGACAGCCUGGAUGAUGACUCCGAGAUCUUCAGUGAAUUUGACAAGUACAGAAAGAGUACAGAGCAGGUUGCUUCUUUCUGCCGCAGUCUCCAUGACAUGAAUCCCUCGGAGUGUGUAUCCUCUUCAUCUAGUCCGGACUCACCCUUCCCACCUCCUGCGACUCCCCGACAGCUCUCCGAUGCUGACAAGCUGCGCAAAGUCAUCUGUGAACUCGUGGAGACCGAACGAACCUAUGUCAAAGAUCUCAAUUGCCUCAUUGGGAGAUAUUUAACCCCACUGCAGAAAGAGACCUUCCUCACUCAGGAUGAGCUGGAUGUGCUGUUUGGGAACUUGCCAGAAAUGGUGGAGUUCCAAGUUGAGUUUCUCAAAACCCUGGAAGAUGGCACCAGACUGGUUCCAGAUCUGGAGAAGCUGGAAAGAGUUGACCAGUUUAAGAAAAUUCUUUUUUCUCUGGGAGGCUCGUUCCUCUACUAUGCGGACCGCUUUAAAAUCUACAGUGCUUUCUGCGCCAGCCACACCAAAGUCCCUAAGGUUCUCGUAAAAGCCAAAACGGACUCUGAUUUCAAGGCCUUCCUGGAUGAGCGCAACCCCAAGCAGCAGCACUCUUCCACCCUGGAAUCAUACUUGAUUAAACCCAUCCAGAGGGUGCUGAAGUAUCCCCUCUUGCUAAAGGAGCUGUACUCGCUCACAGACCCAGACAGUGAGGAGCACUACCACUUGGAUGUUGCCAUGAAAGCCAUGAACAAAGUUGCCAGCCACAUUAAUGAGAUGCAGAAGAUCCAUGAGGAGUUUGGAGCAGUGUUUGAUCAGCUCAUCACUGAGCAAAGUGGUGAAAAGAAAGAGGUUGCUGAUCUGUCCAUGGGUGAUCUGCUGCUCCACACCAGUGUGACCUGGAUCAAUCCCCCUGCCUCCUUAGGAAAAUGGAAAAAAGAGCCUCAGAUGGCCACAUUUGUGUUCAAAACAGCAGUGGUCUUUGUAUGUAAGGACGGGUCCAAACAGAAAAAGAAAAUGGGUGGCUCCUCCCGAGGUUCUGUAUCUUCAGAUGAAAAAGACCCAUUCCGAUUCCGCCACAUGAUCCCAACUGAUGCCCUUCAAGUCAGAUCCUUGGCCAAUGCAGAUGGCGAGAGCUCUGCUGCGUGUGAGAUGGUCCACACAAAAUCUGAGUCGGAGGGAAGGCCAGAGAGGACAUUUCAGCUGUGCUGUAGCUCUCCAGAGAGUAGGAAAGACUUUCUGAAGACGGUCCAUUCCAUUUUGAGAGAGAAGCACCGCCGGCAGCUCCUGAAAACAGAGAGUUUACCCCUCAACCAGCAGUAUGUGCCCUUUGGAGGACAGCGCCUCUGUGCCCUGAAGGGAGCCCGUCCCGUCAUAAACAGAGCAGCAUCUGCCCCAACCAGGACUCUGGGCAGGAGGAAGCUUGUGCGCAACCGCUUCACAAUUGACACUGACAUCGUUUUUGACGGCGAGCCUGAACAAGACCUUGCUUCGCCACAGGAACCUGACUCAAAUCAGCUCCAGCAGGAGAACAAACAGGAGCCUGAGUUGGCAGGUGACACAGAUCGCUGGGUGGAGGAACAGUUCGACCUAGAAGAAUAUGAAGACCAGGAAGAGGUGAAGGAGACAGACAUCCUGAGUGAUGAAGAUGAGUUCUGCCAGACACCCAGAGCGCCAUCCACAGAGGCCGACCUGGAGAACCCGAUCAUGGCUUUGUCCUUGGAGGGUGAAGAAACGGAAGAAAGCGAAAGCCUCAAGUCCCCAACGGUCAGUGAUGAGAAGAUGUCCAACACAGAGAAACAGAGCACCAUGAUCAGUGACGACAUGGAGGAUCAGAAGCCACCAGAGCAGGAUGAGAUUUGGGUACGCAGGGAGAAAUCAAGUUCACCCCCACACUGUGGGACAUAAAAGCUGAAGAGGACAUGCAGCGACAGAUUUUCAUGGGCGCUCCAUAAAGACUAGUCAUCAGUCUUCACUAACAAUGCAUGAGCAUUGACGUAUAUCGCACAGCUAGUAGAAGAUGUAUCCUUCCUUACCUUACUUUUGCUGAAUGCUUUUUGUACAGGUAAGUUCAUCAGUGAAGCAAUACAGGAAUCCAGAAUGAGGGAGCAUUAUCCCAACUCAAAUGCUGUUACACAGAAUUCAAGCAUAGGCUUUGAGAGAUGAACUAAUAGUACAAUCAUGGAAUCUAAUCACUUGCUUCAAUUAGCAUGGUUUGCACAUUUGGGCAGCGUUCUAUAGUCCUGCCUGCUGUUGCCAAAUUUGGGUAUUGUGAGAACACUGAUAGUAGUUUUGUUUGUGUGACUCAGAGAUAUUGUCAUAGUUAAGGGCUGUAUCUUAUUUGUCCUUAAAGAAAUAGAAUAAAUAAUUGCAACAGACAGUCUUGUCUUGCAUAGUUUACUGUACUUGACAAUACACUGACAUGUUUUAGGAACAGAUUUCCUGAUUAUGUAUAUUAUCUUUUCUUGUUUCAAAGGCUCGAAUCUAUCUUUUUAGUCUGGAAAAUAAUUUUGUUUGUUCUCUUGUUACAUUUAAGAGCAGAAUUAUGUAAUAGCUCCCAUUCCACAAGGCUGGGGGAUUUUAAUUUGUUUUAAUUUAACAUAAUCCUGUUUUACUUGAAUUUGCUGUUUCACAUGUCUGUUUGUUUACUGUGAAACCAUUUUCGUUGAAUUGUUCCUUUUUGCUCCUCAGUAUUGUCAUUCAAAGAACACAUUUCAUACAUCCUUAACACUUCAUGUGCACACUCUGUUGCACAUCAGCUACUGUAAGAGGGUCCCGUGUGUUCCAAAAGAUUGUUCACCAAUUAUGGAUUACAAUGUUUAUUUAUUUAUAUGUAAAUUAAUUUGUUAGCAAAACAUAAGUAAUCAUUUUGUCACAAAGAAAGUCCAAAUUUGCUCAAGCAAUCAAGAGGAAAGACUUGCAGUACACCUGAAGAGUGAAAGAAGUCACUUGUAAACAGUCAUUGUGCUACUAAGACUGCAUUUUUAUUACUGUGUAUAUAUAAAAAAUGUAUUGAUAUCAUAAUAAAUACAGUUGUUUCCUACUUAUAAUUCAAAGCCCAUAUCUGUGGUGAGU
This is a messenger RNA of Monopterus albus (swamp eel), 6118 nucleotides long. RefSeq names its product T-lymphoma invasion and metastasis-inducing protein 1-like. Gene Ontology annotation, biological process: activation of GTPase activity; small GTPase-mediated signal transduction. Gene Ontology annotation, molecular function: guanyl-nucleotide exchange factor activity; protein binding. The record is from RefSeq and is a predicted model, not a curated record. Gene Ontology annotation, cellular component: cytosol; plasma membrane. The transcript has 26 exons. Bases 176 to 4951 code for a protein of 1591 amino acids. NCBI's taxonomy places the organism in Eukaryota, Metazoa, Chordata, Actinopteri, Synbranchiformes, Synbranchidae.